GUACCGCCAGGGCCGGGACAUCACACGCCCCAUAGUCUACAAUGUACAAGCAGGCGAGCCGCCUGGUACCACAAUGUCUGCGCCUUCCAGUGCAGUUUUAAUGUUUGACCUGUGGUGGGCAGUGACAUUCCUUGAAGCAUUGCGUCGCAAAAAACAUUAGUCGAAGAAGACGGAACCCGGAAAAUGUGACAAGAUGGCGGAAUGUGAAAACAGCAACGAUGUUAGACAGCUAGUAAAUUCAGACGCAGAACACCCUAAAUUAUCUGACUUGCUAGAUCGUGGAUGGAAGAUACUUGAGGAGGUAGACAGUACAAACGAGGCACUUGGCUCUAACAGUAUCCAGGUCCGAGUGAAACGCGGUAUGAGCAUGUUGGAGGAAGCGUCCAGAAUGGUGGCUCAGCUCGACCUGUUCAGCCGCAAUGAAGAGCUGGAGGAGAUCGCCACGGCAGACCUGAAGUACCUGCUGCUGCCCGCGCUGUUAGGAGCGCUGACCAUGAAGCAGACCAGCCGAGACAAACGGCUGGAGACAGUCCGAGCAGCCCGGGCCUACUUUAUGGAUUUCUUGAGGAGAUGUAAAGAGUAUAACAUAACUUCAUCACAGUUUGAACUGCCAAAGGCGACGAAUGAAAACACAAGCCCUGACGAAGCAUCAGAAAAUGGACACUCUUCAGCCAAGUCUGUCCCCUGCUCGUCAGACCUGGUUUCCAUGGCAGCACAGAGACAAGCUAAGAUUGAGCGGUACCGUCAGAAGAAGGACCUGGAAGCCAGACUGUCGGAUGUUCGGAGAGCCGUGGACAGCGGACAGGCCGACGACGAAGUCAGCAGAGAGUUUUACCUUCUGAAUGUCCGGAGAUGGGUCGCUCUGUGUCUGGACGAAAUAGAGAGCAUUGACCAGGAGGCGGAGAUACUCAAGAAGAUGGAUGGCCUGAAGCAGGGUGCCGCCAAGCAGCCGGCCCAGCCGGUCAGGCCUCCCAUGAAACCCUUCAUCCUCACAAAGGACGCUGUACAGGCUCAGGUGUUCGGGGCUGGUUACCCCAGCCUUCCCACCAUGACAGUAGAUGACUGGUAUGAACAGCAGAAGAGUCACGGGGUCCUGCCUGACCACAGGAUACCCAGGAAGCUCGCCGUGGAGGAGGACACUGAUGCAAAGGACAGGGAAGAAGAAGAAAAAGAGAAACAGGCUGAAAAUGAUGAUGAGGAGUCUCUGCUGAAAGCCAGAAACUGGGAUGACUGGAAAGACACUCAUCACAGAGGUUAUGGAAACCGCCAUAACAUGGGCUAACUGAUCCCAGCACAGUGUGUGUCCAAGCAGACCCGGCUCUGUCUUCAUUUCUGUUCUAAUCGGUCCAGGAAGUGGACGUUCUUCACAAUUCUGAUCCUUAAACCUGGUAUGAGGUCACCACAGCAUCAGCACAGACUGUUGAGUUCAUUGAUUGGUUUGUCUUUACUCAUGUUCAAUAUUCACCAAUCCUCUGUGGUGUCAUGUUUUUGAUUCUGGGUUGAAUGGAGCCCAGCCGCCAUGAUGCCAGUGUGUCUGCUUUGUAGUAUGUAUUCCCCUAACGCUGUCAUUGGAAAAUAAAGAGACCGAUCAAA
Messenger RNA from Siniperca chuatsi (mandarin fish), 1593 nucleotides. RefSeq names its product immunoglobulin (CD79A) binding protein 1 (gene igbp1). Lineage: Eukaryota; Metazoa; Chordata; Actinopteri; Centrarchiformes; Sinipercidae. Gene Ontology annotation, cellular component: cytosol. Gene Ontology annotation, molecular function: protein phosphatase 2A binding. Bases 194 to 1282 code for a protein of 362 amino acids. The record is from RefSeq and is a predicted model, not a curated record. Gene Ontology annotation, biological process: regulation of signal transduction; regulation of dephosphorylation. The transcript has 3 exons.